Molecule: messenger RNA, 321 nt
Organism: Fusarium sp. VM40
Lineage: Eukaryota; Fungi; Ascomycota; Sordariomycetes; Hypocreales; Nectriaceae
Source: the annotation of a GenBank genome assembly
AUGGCCCAGGACCGAAGCCUGGGAACCAUGGCCAUGGCGAAGAGGUUCGAUAGUGACUCUUCUGAUGCUGAGAGCGUUCGCCAGCCGUGGUGUCCCCCGCCCCCCACGGCGCCUGUCCGAGUCAAGAGGAGAGAGGCUCCGAAACCUGUGCAGCUUCUCCCUCCGUUGCCUCCAGUUCCUGUAUCGCCAGGACUAAUGAAUGAAAAUGGACCCAAGAGCCCCCUGGAGAGGGUUUGGUCGAAACACAAGACUCUCUUGGGUUGGUGGGAUCUUGAUCUGCUCGAGAAGCGACAGACCCUCUUUGGAGGAAAGCGAGUUUAA